UGCGUUUCCUCCGCUAUCUCGCGCCUUUCCAUCUUGUUCCUACCGAGAGCUCAGCGCCGUAGGUUAUUGUGGUAUGUAAUAAUGGCGGCAGCAGGAGGCGGAUUACCAGCCUCGGCUGUUGUCGCGACCGUAAACACCUCCGCCACCGUUCGCUGUCGUUUCCCAGGUCGGCCAUGGACGUCUCGGAGCCUGCUGAAGACGGAGAAACGUUCUCAUGUCGUUCGGGUGAGGACUGAGGAUGGAAAUGGGCCAAGGCCCGUCGACGUUAGAGCAACGCUGAGAGAGGAUCCGUCACUGUCGCGCUUGCUCGGGCUGGCGGAGAAACACAGGCGCCAGCGCGAGGCGGGAUUCUGCACGAGCGGGAGCGAUGAGGAGGGAGACUUCACAGGCUUUAAUGUGGAUGGUCAGUGUUCCUGGCGUUCUGGACAAAGCUCAUCAAGCAGUCUCCUUAAACUGGCAUCCUCACAGGUGAAGCCACCUUUGGUGAAAGGCAAAAGAUUUUCCAGAACUGACCAAAAAUCUGCGAGGCACAAAAUGGUUAUUAAAAUGGCAGCCAAAAAAGUGACCAAAAAAGUAAAGGAGCAGGUACAAAGGACAUCUGUGGAUAAAGGUCCAGGAAAAAGGAAAAGGAAAAAGGGCAGCUCAAGUAAGAGAAAUGGCAGGGUACUCAGGAACCAGAGAGAGGCAACAUGUGUCUCCCCAAAAACAGAAAAUGAUGUAAAUUUGGAUGGGGCUUUUGAAGAGGCGGAGAUCACUAGAAAGUCAAAGAAGUGCAGUUCCAGUGCAGUAGACAGACGGACGAGGCAGGGCAAAUUAGUGUGGACUUUAACACUGGUUAAAGGUAAAGAGCGAGCCUCCAGAGUUAGAGACACCCAAGACCAAAGAGCUUCAACAGAAUAUGCUAAGACCCACAGAAGGAACAAGACCGAGGAAAUGGCUGGUAGUGAUCAGGCACGUGCUGUAUCCUCAAAACCAAUGGCCAAACAGAGAAGGGGCAGAAGGACAGAUGCAAAUGAGGAGCCUCUUGAAUCUGUUGGUGGAGAUGCAGGAGUGUCUUUUAGCGACAGUUUAAGUUCUUCCCAAAAGAAGACUUUUGUAAGGCAACGAAGGUUACUGCAACAGGAGGUGCACCGCAAAGUACCCGAUAGUCAAGGACAGGCCUCUAGCAUGCCAAGAAAGAGACGGCAACUUGCUCUAGAGACAGACUCUACACAUGUGCUCCAACCGGCGGAAGAACAGGAACAGACACUUGGAGAGAUUGAGCGAUCCAACUCUGGAGGCCAAGCUAAACAGCCUAAACACUCCACUGGACCAAUUGUUAGUGCUCGAUCUUCUCGGGUCAUCAAGGUCCCAAAGAGGUUCAUGGAUGAUGAGCGUAUGUCUGCGCUCCCAGAUCGAGGGUCCCCGAAGAAACCAGCUCUUACUGAGAUCCCGAUGGUUCUCGGUAAACCGAAUGUUGAGCUGCAAAGCCUUGAUUCUGGAAGCAAGGUGAAGAUUGCACAGGAACCGCUGAUCCUAAACAAUGAUGAAAAACGUGUUUCGGAAAAGGUGCAAUCUCAGGGCGUCAAACCCAUUUUGAGUUCCUCUAGGCUCUCUGGUGGUCCUCGUGGGAGGGGUGGGAGACUCGGCCAAUCCACGGACCACUAUAAGGUAUACUGGAAGUUGAAGAAGCUCACAGCUUGCCUGGCAAAACGAAGGAUGCAGCGAAUUGCUAGUGCAAGCACCAAGCUAACAGAGAUUGGUGCUGAGGGAGAGACCCUUGAUGUGGAAAGAAGAAAGUCUGAUCUCACAUUGCAGGACAUGUAUUCUCCAGGGGUGGUACCAAAAGUAGCCAUUCAUGUUGGGGAACAUUCAGAUCAGACGCCACUUUCAUUUUUGGCGGAAGACCCUGCUAAAAAGAACGUAGAGACUACCAACCUUGAAGGCACCACUAAAAUGACUGCACAAAAUGCCAAGAUGACGGUGGAGCAAGGUGGAAACACCCUUAGAAUGAGUAUUUCCGGUGCCAAUAAGAGGAUGUUCCACCUGCUGAAGAGAGCCAGAGUCCAACUGAUUAAAAUUGACCAGCAGAAACAGCUCAAAUCGGCUCAGCUUCUGUCUGGCUCUGUGACAGUAAGAGAUGGAUCAGCAGCAGUCAUGCAGAGAGGCAGAAAGAGGGGGAAGAGAGCGGUACCAGCUAACUUAGAGGGCGCUCCACAGGAGCAAUUGAUUGGUGGUCCGCGUAUAAAGCAUGUGUGUCGAGCAGCAGCAGUGGCACUGGGGCAACCACGCGCCAUGGUUCCCGACGACAUUCCAAGGCUCAGCGCCCUUCCUCUGCAUGAGAGAGAGGGGAUCACUGCUUCACCUGCCGAAGAGGAUGUUGCAUCUCACUCAGAGCCUGAGAGUGAAGAAUCUGUUGAGCCGAAGCCGACAUUUAGACGCAGGUACGAAAGCACAGCUUUUGGCUGUCGGCUAAAACGCUGCAUGCGCUGCAAGGGCUGCAGCCGGCUGGAGGACUGCGGGAGGUGUGUUUUCUGUCUGGACAAGCCCAAAUUCGGAGGACCCAACAAGAAACGACAGAGCUGUGUCCUAAAGAAGUGUUUGCUGAUCGAGCGGAACAAAGUGAGACGAUUUAACAAAGUCCAGAUGAAGCGGCGCCGGCCAUCAGUGGCCGCUGACAUGAACAGUAGCGAAGAAGAAAAUGAGGAGGAAGGGGGAGAUGAUGGAGGAGGACAGGCCCAGUUCAGCCCCACUAGGAGGCAGCCCAGACGACAAGUCACUCCUCAGUCCUACAGAAAACUGCUGGGGUACGACUCCUCUGACACCGAGACACAGAGUGUCAGCUCUGAAAAGACAAAGGCCAGUGGGACCCAAAAGACUCAAUCCAGUGAAAUGGCUACUUCUGUAACUGCUCCAGAAGAGGCAACAAAGCAGAAACGGCAAGGGCUUUACAGAGCAUUUUGGGCCCAACGUAGAAAUGAUAAGAGUUCGGGGGAGCACACGCCGUCCAGUGUCCUGACUCAACUGAUUAAUGGCUGCACCCAGAGGGGCAAGCUGUCACAAGGGACGAUGAACAAGAUUCGUGUGGACUUCAAGGAAGACUGUCACAUCCAGAAUGUGUGGUUGAUGGGAGGAUUGAGUAUUCUCACUUCAGUUCCCAUCAUGCCCCAGUUUGUGUGUCUGCUCUGCGCCAGCAAAGGCCAGCAUGAUAUGAUCUACUGUCAGAUGUGCUGUGAGCCUUUUCACCUUUUCUGCCUGCCACCAGACGACCGUCCAAAGGAGGAGAACAAGGAGAACUGGUGCUGCAGACGCUGCAAGUUCUGCCAUGUUUGUGGCCGCAAGAGCAAGCAGGCAAAGCCAGUUUUGCAGUGCAAGAUGAUGUACUGCUACCAUCCAUCCUGUUUAGGACCCAAAUAUCCCAAACCUGUCAAAAUGAACACUUCAUGGAUUUGUAUGCUGUGUAUUAGGUGUAAGAGCUGUGGCGUGACUCCGGGGAAUUCCUCAGAUACGUCCUGGAACCAUGAGCUGGACCUCUGCCCUGACUGUAGCAAACUCCAUAGCAAAGGGAACUUUUGCACUGUGUGUCUGAAGUGCUUCGAAGAACAUGAGUUUGACAGCAGCAUGAUGCAGUGUGCUCGAUGUGCCCACUGGGUCCAUCCCAAAUGUGAGGGGCUCACAGAUGAUUUGUAUGAAAUCCUGUGUCGACUGCGGGGGAAAAGUCUGGUGUUCUCCUGUGCUCCCUGCAGUAAGAGAUUCCACAGCGGUUGGCAGGACGUAGUUCAGGAAGUUUUGAGGAAUGGUCUAGAGAAAAUCAUGAAUGGAUUGAAGAGCUCUCCGACCAUCUGCCACCUCUUCAUGUGUGCACAGUGUGAGGUUUGUCCAGAUGUUGAGGUUGUAGAGGAAUGGUCAAGCUGUUGUCUACAUCCUGUAGAGAAGAAGCUGGAGAAUGGCCUGUACACUUCACUGAAAGCAUUUCAUGAGGAUGUGGUGGCAGUGAUGGUGGAAAGGCUGAGAAAAGAAGAAUAUCUUCUAGAGGAUCAAAGGCCCACCGGCCAAGCCAAAUUGUAUUAUAUAAAGCUAUUAGAGCAAGUAUUUAGCUGGUUCAACAGUCAGGACCCCAAAACUUGGAACUCUCAUAUGCAAGAAUUUCCAAGCGGUAUGCUCCCAGAGGCUAUAAUUCCCCCCAGCGAUGAACACAGUUAUGCACAGUGGCUAAAAGAGCAGGAUCCAGAAAACCCUCAAUCGGAAUCUCAAGAUCUGCAGAAUGUGAACUCUCAGUCUUUCUCGGAUGAAAGACAGUGCUCCCUCUGCCAGCAACAUGGAGACGCCAAACCGAAUGGUGCUGGUAGGCUGCUGUAUAUUGGACAGAACGAAUGGGCCCAUGUGAACUGCUGCAUGUGGUCGGCGGAGGUGCAGGAUGUCAAAGGAGCUUUGCUACAUGUCCACAGUGCCGUCGCCAGGGGCCGCUUCAUGCGCUGUGAGCGUUGUGGUCAGACAGGGGCAACUGUGGGCUGCUGCCUUACCUCAUGUCAGAGUAACUACCACUUCAUGUGUGCUCGUGCCAGCAACUGUGUCUUCCAGUGUGAUAAGAAAGUCUACUGUUACAAACACCGUGACCUCAUAAACAACAAGAUUGAACAAAGCAAUGGGUUUGAAGUUCUCAGAAGGGUCUACGUAGAUUUUGAUGGAAUCAGUCUGCGUAGGAAGUUUCUAACAGGCUUGGAGCCAGAGUCUGUAAAUGUGAUGAUUGGGUCCCUACAUGUACAAAAACUUGGUGUUCUGACGGAGCUGUCUGCAAAUUCUGGAAAAUUGUAUCCAGUUGGUUACCAAUGUUCUAGAUGGUAUUGGAGCACUGUUGACCCUCGCAGGAGAUGCCGGUACACUUGUAAAGUGACAGAGGUGCAACCAUCAACACGGUGCAAAACUCCUAGCUCCAUGGUGGAUCAGGGAGAAAAUCACACAAUUGUACACAGUCCAAAAGCUCACAAUGAUGAGGAUGGCACAGAUAGCGAAUCUUUUUCACCUGGGCUGUCUCCCAGCACCCCCCCCAAGACCAAACAGGACUUAGGGGCGGGAGGUAAGACUCCUGGCUAUCCACACAGCAGAAGACCAGCAGGAGGAAUGUCCAGACCGUUACCUUCCCCAGGAAAUGCUGUUUCCACAUCCCAUCACAUUUUGACCAUCAGUGACCUUGAUGAGACACGACGUGCAACAAGGAGACUUUCCACACGUAGCAGAAAUGCCUCUCCUCCCCCUGUGGUACUUUCAGGCCCAAUGGCUUUGCGAUCAGGGGGGUUGAUUCACCCUAGGUCACUUUCAUUUAGCCCCCCUGUCUCACCACUUGGUGCAACCAAGAACCUCAUGAGCUCCACCUUACCUCGACGAAGAGGGAGGCCUUCCUCUUUGUCUCCCUCUAGCAUCACCUCAGGACCGUCUCCACCACAAGCAACUCUUCAAAGUCCCUCUUCCACCAUACCUUCAUCUGUCCGCCACUCCCCAAGACAUCAACAGCCUUUCAAAACUGCGCAGCAUAACACUGAGGAGGUGGUUCAAGAGUUCUUUGCCUUGUCAGGGCCGGAGGAGGCUGCACGUGCCCCAAGCCACAGAAUUCCCACAGCAACUGAUAAGAAUCAAGAACUGCUCUCUGCGCACUUUGAUCCAGACACAGAUGUAGCAGUGGCCUCGGUAUUGAAUUCAAAGCUUGAAUUUGAUGAGGCUUUGCUCAAUGAAAAUGUGGCUCUGGACUGCGAUUCUCAAGGUGGUGAUGGAGAUACAGAAGAAGGAGCCUUCAAAUUCACCAGUGGCAGGACGGGCUUGUCAUCUCCUGUGACUUCAGAGAUGCCAGUGGAAACAGAUGAUGAUGAUGUCACUGACCAUUAUCUGAAUUUCUCUCGCACAGUUGUGGUCCGUGAACCUGCCAAAGAAUCAGCACAGGCAGAUCUCUCUGUCCUUCCUAACUCAGGGUCCAUCUCACAGCUGGAUGGAGCUGACAAUGACUCAGAGAGUGAGACAGGUGAAGCCAACACAGACGAUGAUACUCAGGAAGUAGAAAGUAGUUUUUGUAGUCAGGAUAUUGAGCCAUUAAAACACACUGGUCCAAAAAAGGGCAGAACCCUUGGCGACGGGCAGCUAGUUUGCCCAAGAACACUUAUUGCAAAUCCACAUAAAACCGAUUCUGUUGAUCAGAAUUCUCAGCUGGAGACUCAAAGCAUGGACCAGGUCUGUGAAGAACAGGAAAUUCAGGAAAUAACUUCUUUUGAAGAUGGUGGAAACGUAAUUGUUGAUUCUGAUGUAUCGAAUGGACAAGAAGCAUCAUUUCCCGAAGAACUAAAAGGAACAACUCCCAUACUUUACAAAAGUGGUGAUCUUGUUACGACCGAAGAAGAAGUCUUGCUUGAAAAUGAAUCAACAGAAGUCUUGCAAGAAGUGUUCUUGGAUGACACCAGUGGAAAUUUCAUAUCUGCUGUUGAUGGCAGGGUGUUGGACUUGACAGAAAAUACUGCGGCUGAGGUGGCAACUGAUUCCUCACCAGUAAACAAGAAUGAACAUGUUUUUAAGAGAGUUUUGUCUCCCGUUGAGAAACCGGCAGCAUCUGUGCCAGUGAGUAGUACUAGAACGAUUCAUGUUGUUGCACCAGCUACAACUACAAAAAGACGUUUUGUGACCAUACAACCAAGUUCCCAACCCAGAACAUUCCAGAUGGCAAUGCCUGUUUCCAACUCUCUGCCACUUUCCAUGCCUGUCAGUGUUGUCUCAUCUUCUCCCACCAUUUCAGUUGCACCACAAGGAACUCCACUUGCUCCUGCUUCGGUUGUAGUAAAUGGUUUUGGAGCUCUGCCUAAGGAAGCCACUAAGGGUCGUACAAUCGCCAUACGCAUUGCCACCCCAAAACAAGUGACUGAACAGUCUCUGCCCCAGUGUUUACCUGGUCCACCCCCUACACCUCAGGUUCUUCUGGUCAACCGUGCGGGACAGAUUCUAGUGAAAAACCCACAAACUAAUACAUACCAAUUAUCUAGCUCUAAUUCCCCCUCCUACACCCAAAUCAGCCAGAUUGCGAAGAUAAUCCACAGCAAUGUUCUCCAGCGACCCGUUCCUAAGGUUAUAGUGAUACCAGUACCGCAGGUUCAGGCUAACCUCGGCAAAACCACACCAAUGCGUAUCUUAUCUUACAGCAACAACAACAGAGCAACACCACCAACCCAAGUGCUAAUCAGGAGGAUUCCCCAGAGUUAUCCUGGAAGCCAAUUGCACAGCAUCAGUCCGUCGAUAGAAAGACCUGGCUCGAUUUCUGAAGGUGGGCAGAAGGAGGUGGCCCAGGUGAUAAUCGAUAAAGCAAUGGCAAGUCACUGUGAAAUAGGAAGUCCCACUGGCAUGAGCCCUUCUCAGCUCCUCCUCGAAAAACGCCUCUCUCCUGAAUCAAAGGAUUCAUUCCCUGGGUUUCAUCUUCGGACUCAACCCAACAUAUUGUCCCACUCCAGACCUCAAGUCAAGAUCAAGAGAGUGUCUUCAGGAACUGAUCGAAUUGGUAUGAAAAAAUGCAGGACGGAUUUCUUGGAACAGAUUCCUCCUUAUUCCCAAGAUGCCCACAGCAGGUCAAACCGGGUUAGAAUAAAGGCCCCAAGUAUAAAAGAUGUGCUUGAUGACCCUGAUGCUGAAUCUCUAGACCAGCCAAAGAACGAUGAAUCCAAGGUUGCAGAAAAACAGCGAAUUACUCCAAAUGAAUCCGAGCCCACUGCGGUGCAGAGAAAUGACAAACAGGACAGUGCUAAAUCUCAGUGUAUGAGCUCCAAACAUGGUGAUUCCUCAGACUGGGCCCCCUAUGCAGGAUGGAGUUCAGAUGAGGACUCUCCAUCACUAGGCAAGCAAGAUAAGUGUGCCAGUCAGAAUCAGCCCCACCUGCACUUCCAGAUUACCAGUGAGGAUGGCUUUAGCGUAGAAGCCGAUAGCAUGGAUGUGGCGUGGAAGGCAGUAAUGGACGGUGUCCAGGAGGCACGGGUAGGCUGUCGGCUAGAGCAGUUCCCCUUCAGCAGGGUCAGCGGUGCCAGGGUGCUGGGUGUCCUCCAUGAUGCUGUGCUCUUUCUGCUGGAGCAGCUGCAGGGUGCUUCUCUCUGCCAGAAACACAGCUUCCGUUUCCACCAGCAUGAAACACCGGAAGAGGAGCUGCCAAUAAACCCCAGUGGCUGUGCCCGCGCAGAGGUUUAUGUGCGAAAAUCUACCUUUGAUAUGUUCAAUUUCUUGGCAUCGCAACAUCGUCAGCUUCCUGAGUCUAGGCCAUGUGAUGAUGAAGAGGAUGACGUUUUGCUCAAAUCCAGCAGACGAGCCACAAGUACAGAGUUGCCAAUGGCUAUGAGGUUCAGACACUUGGAGAAAACCUCGAAAGAGGCUGUGGGAGUUUACAGAUCUGCUAUACAUGGUCGUGGUCUUUUCUGCAAGAGGAACAUUGAGGCUGGAGAGAUGGUGAUCGAGUACGCUGGCAACGUCAUCCGCGCAGUUCUCACAGACAAAAGGGAGAAAUACUAUGACAGCAAGGGCAUUGGCUGCUACAUGUUUCGCAUUGAUGACUUUGAUGUGGUGGACGCCACCAUGCACGGAAACGCGGCACGAUUUAUAAAUCACUCCUGCGACCCUAACUGUUACUCAAGAGUCAUCAAUGUGGAGGGCCAGAAGCACAUCGUUAUAUUCGCCCUGCGGAAGAUUUACCGUGGAGAAGAGCUUACCUAUGAUUACAAGUUCCCUAUUGAAGAUGCAAACAACAAGUUGCACUGUAACUGUGGGGCCCGGCGCUGCCGACGCUUCCUGAAUUAAAAUCAGCAUGUUUACUCAAUGGUUUAGGAGGGGAUAUUUUGGUGUGGGUGGCUAUUUUUGAAGGAAGACACUUAUUUCAUGUGCUUAAUGGUGCGGAGAUGAAUGUAUUCUGAAGGAAACACCAUAUUGAGUCUUGAUUGGUUACCUCAUAUGAGUUAUGAUUCUUACCACAACAUUCGACACCCUAGUAACAUCCUGCACUGGAUGAGGCAGUUUGCUUUGAUUCAACAAUUUACCAAAAACCCUUUACUUAACUAUUUAAACUGUCCUUAUGCUACUUUGUCCCAGCAUGCCUUUCAAAUCUUGCCGCUGAUGAUGCAGUAGAUCUGCUCUGGAAGGAUCUUUAGCCGGCAGAAUUCAUGUAAAGAAGUUUUCAUAUUGGAGGAUACCUAGAAGUCAGAAAGGAUGUGAUUAUUUUUGCUACUGAAUCAAGAGGAGUUCCUGUUAUAGGUCGUCCUCAAAAGCACCUUAAUAAUCUUUGCUCUUUUUUUCCCCCUGAAAUGUAAGCUCUGUACAUAUUCUCCAGAACAGACAAAAUCUUUAGUCAAACCAUGAACAAGCUUGCCACACAACGUAGUUUCUAACAGGAGUCUGUGUGUUUCCAGAAAAUUUACGUUUGUGCAUUUCAUUUUUUUUUUUAAAUUUUUUUAAUGGGUGCAAAUGAAUGUGUCACUUACAACCAAAUUUAAUACCCUUGUCUGUCAUAUUAAGUUAGAGUACCUUUGCUCUGAAUGCAUAUACAGACCAUUUACAGCAUUCUGGGUCAUGUACAGAUUACCAUUCUUCAUAAGACUUCACUUGAAGUCCAAUUUUUGACAGAUUGGUUUUAAGAACCCACUGUUUUUAUGUGCUUUUAUAUCUCGAGGCCAGACUUUGGGGGUCUAUUGUAAUAUUCUACAUAUUAGGAUCACUUGUGCAGUGUUAGUUUUGAAAAGUCCCAUUCUGAUCAUCAGUGCACCAGUAUUUAAGGAAAUAUUCAAAACCAUACUUAUGAAUGGCGGGUUGAGCUCGAAACAGCCAACAUGCUGUUAAUAGCCAGGGUAUCAAAGUUUUUGUGAUACCCUUCCUAAUGCAGCAUGUUUAGACCGUCUGACGUCUCCGUUUGGGUUGACUACCUCAGUACAUCAGUGACAGCUAGUUAAGUUGCAGUAUAAACAAUAGUAUAAAGAAUGCUGGGAUAAUCCCACACUAGCUUUGAUUUUAUGCAAUGUGACUGUAGGGGUUGUUUGUUUCAUUUGUUUGUUUUUCCUGAGAAUUCCCGGAUCCCUCUUCCCUCAUGCUUUUGUACAGAAUUGAAGUGUGCUUGUUAAAAAUGAAGACUCUGGCUUAAAUCCAUCACUGAACGUGAUCUAACUCUUUGUAUAUAGUUGUAUACAAGAAUUUCUAAGUCUGUUAAAUUUUUCUACGCACUUUUUUUAUUUAUGAUGUUCUGUAUGUAAUAAAGAUAUAAAAAUAUUUGAACAGA
Cyprinus carpio (common carp) is the source of this 10252-nucleotide messenger RNA. RefSeq names its product histone-lysine N-methyltransferase 2B-like. Gene Ontology annotation, biological process: positive regulation of DNA-templated transcription. NCBI's taxonomy places the organism in Eukaryota, Metazoa, Chordata, Actinopteri, Cypriniformes, Cyprinidae. Gene Ontology annotation, cellular component: histone methyltransferase complex; nucleus. The record is from RefSeq and is a predicted model, not a curated record. Gene Ontology annotation, molecular function: protein binding; histone H3K4 methyltransferase activity; zinc ion binding.